This is a messenger RNA of Ambispora leptoticha, 808 nucleotides long. NCBI's taxonomy places the organism in Eukaryota, Fungi, Glomeromycota, Glomeromycetes, Archaeosporales, Ambisporaceae. The record is from the annotation of a GenBank genome assembly.
AUGUCUUUUCCGAAAAACUUUAAACUAAAUACCGGUGCAAUCAUUCCUAUAUUGGGCUUGCGUACACCGACUAGCAGAACUCCGAACAAAACUUUGGAGGCUACAAAGGCAGGUCUUAUAGGAGGCGCUCGAUACAUUGUGUCCGAAUAUGCGUUAUGGAAUUCUCGUCAUCGUGAUGUUGAGGAUGCAUUUAAUGAGACUUUAUCAAAGCUUGGCGUUGAUUAUCUUGACUUAUACAUAAUGCACUGGCCAAUUGCUUUCAAGUAUAAAAAGCCAGAAACAAGACUUGAAGAUUUAUAUCCAAAACUGCCAGAUACUAGAGAAUUAGAUAUCGAUUCAGAAGUCGAUUUCGUUGACACUUGGAAACAAAUGGAGGCUCUUUUGCCUUCGAAAAAGGUGAAAGCAAUCGGUGUUGCUAACUUUACAAAACCAAAAUUGGAAAGGUUAAUUAAAAAUUCCAAAGUUAUUCCGGCUUUGUUAGAAACGGAAACACAUCCAUAUUUACUUCAGAACAAAAUCCAUGUUAGCGCACAUACUUCAACGGGACUAUCGAAUAGACGUGGGGCAAGCGAGAAAAAGGUUCUUGUCGAUGAUCCUACUAUCAAAAGCAUAGCAGAAAAGAAUGAAAUUUCUCCCUUCAAAUUACUUUCUGCAUGGGCAAUUCAACGCGGUACCACACCUGUUUUGCCCGCGAUUAAUCCCGAAAGAGUCAAUGAAGUUUUUGACCUGAAAGAAUUAACGAAAGAAGAUUUCGAAGAAAUUAGUAAACUUGGGGAAACUCAUACAGAGAGAUAUUUCACUGCCAAUG